Molecule: messenger RNA, 1146 nt
Organism: Clarias gariepinus (North African catfish)
Lineage: Eukaryota; Metazoa; Chordata; Actinopteri; Siluriformes; Clariidae
Gene: prokr1b
Product: prokineticin receptor 1b
Exons: 2
Coding region: 1-1146 (381 amino acids)
Biological process (GO): neuropeptide signaling pathway
Cellular component (GO): membrane
Molecular function (GO): neuropeptide receptor activity
Source: RefSeq, a predicted model, not a curated record
AUGUCAAACAUUACACAUGUGGCAGUAGUGUUUGUGGACCCCCACAGCCAAGUGGCCACAGAUGAGCAUGAUCCGUACCUGGACCUUUAUGAUAUGGACUAUGGGAUCCCAGCUGAGGAAAUGCCGGACACCACUCAGGGCCUGGCUUAUUUUGUGGCCACCAUUGUUAUUGGUGUUGUUCUUGUCUGCAUCAUGCUGGUAUGUGGCAUCGGAAACUUCCUGUUUAUAGCCACCCUGGCUCGCUAUAAGAAGCUCCGAAAUCUCACCAAUCUCCUGAUCGCGAACCUGGCCAUCUCUGAUUUCCUUGUGGCUGUUGUGUGCUGCCCUUUUUUGGUGGAUUACUAUGUGGUGAAACAGCUGUCCUGGGACCACGGGAAAGUGCUCUGUGCCUGUGUUAACUACCUACGAACUGUGUCUCUGUACGUGUCCACCAACGCCUUGUUGGCCAUUGCUGUGGACAGGUAUAUGGCAAUUAUUCACCCACUACGGCCCCGAAUGAAACAUCAGACUGCCUACUGUUUGAUAACAGGUGUGUGGAUUGUUCCGGUCAUCAUAUCCAUACCCUCUGCUUACUUUACCUCUGCGACCAAAGUGCCUUAUGGUGCCAACCGCAGUAAAACCUUCUGUGCUCAGAUCUGGACAGUGGACCAGCAGCUAUACUACCGUUCCUACUUCCUCUUCAUCUUCGCCGUGGAGUUCCUGUGCCCAGUCAUGAGCAUGGCCCUGUGCUACAUGCGUAUCUCCCGGGAGCUUUGGUUUAAAAGCGUCCCCGGUUUCCAGACGGAUCAGAUCCGGAAGCGCUUGCGUUGCCGGAGAAAGACAGUCAUGGUGCUCAUUGGGAUCCUCACGGCGUACAUUCUCUGCUGGGCUCCUUACUACGGUUACACCAUCCUGCGUGAUUUUUACCCCACUCUCAUCUCCAGGGAGAAGAACUCCCUGGUGGCGUUUUACAUUAUCGAGUGCAUUGCCAUGAGCAACAGUAUGAUCAAUACCUUCUGCUUUGUCAGCGUGAAGAAUAACACAGCUGUGUACUUCAAGAGGAUUGUGCUGCUUCGCUGGAAAUCAACGUACACCUCUAGGAAGACAGAUGUGAGGACAUUGUCCACACCUGUGACUGAGGAAAUUGACUGUAUACAACUGAGAUAA